GCAACCUGCUUGUUAAAAUUCCCCAGAGAAGCCCAGAUUUCCCUUUCCUUGGCUUGUACUAGUUCAGAUCAUGGUAGUCGCUCUCCGUCCCGCAAACUUCUACGGCAGCAGCCUCCCUCGCCCUCGCUUCUUUGAUCACACGAGCCUCCCUGGCCCUCGCAUCUUCGAUGACGUAACUGAACGCGUCGAUCCUCCUGUCUCGGUCAUGGAUCCUCUCCUCUCCUGGGCUCAAGAGGCUCACUGGUCCAUGGGCGGCCUCAACACCCAGCGCUUCCGCCUCCAGGGUCGCAUCGAAGGCAACGUCGACAGGCUGCGCAAGUUCAGGGAGAAGCAAGCCAAAUCCCAGACCGGAAAUACCCCAAAGAAGCAGCAGAACGACGUCCUCACACUUGCCGCCGGUGAGAAGAAUCAGAAAAGGGCAGGCUCUACUUCUCCACCUCCGGCGCCUAGAGUGACGAAGAAGAGGAAGUUCAUGAAUCUAUUCGGGGAUGAUAGUGAAAGCGAAGAAAAUGAGCAGAUGGGUGCCUCUGAUAAGAGUGAAGGAACCAGGGGUAAGAAAUGGCCGGUGAGGAAAUUGGUUGGGGAGUUUGAGAGGGUAGCCAUGGAAACUGAGGCGAAAAAAAACGAAGGCAAGACGCAGGAAUCAGUGGAAUCUGUUGGAGUGAGGACAAGGAGAAGUGGGUCUGAGAAAGGCAAUGGCAGGGCUGGUGAUUCGGUGAUGAAGAUUGUUGAGGAGUUGAACAAAGAGGGUUCUGCAAGGAAGAAUUCCAAGAAGAGAUUGAGAAAAGUUGGGGAAGAUGGCCAGAAGAUUCCUGCUGAUGCUGGAGGCAAUGGUGGGAGUGUUAGGACUUCGCCAAGGUUGGCAAAGCUAAAACCAAGCUAGAUCCGAUCGUAUGUUUAGGACUGAUCUGUUAUCUUUUCAGUGAUUUAGGGGUUUUCCUUGCUUGCUUCUCUAUGAUGAAUCAAUGUUUAUACCGAGU
This is a messenger RNA of Linum trigynum, 980 nucleotides long. Lineage: Eukaryota; Viridiplantae; Streptophyta; Magnoliopsida; Malpighiales; Linaceae. The record is from the annotation of a GenBank genome assembly.